This is a messenger RNA of Polychytrium aggregatum, 1641 nucleotides long. RefSeq lists its product as uncharacterized. Gene Ontology annotation, biological process: NAD+ metabolic process; quinolinate biosynthetic process; L-tryptophan catabolic process. Gene Ontology annotation, molecular function: NAD(P)H oxidase H2O2-forming activity; kynurenine 3-monooxygenase activity; FAD binding. The record is from RefSeq and is a predicted model, not a curated record. Lineage: Eukaryota; Fungi; Chytridiomycota; Chytridiomycetes; Polychytriales. Gene Ontology annotation, cellular component: mitochondrial outer membrane. Bases 259 to 1641 code for a protein of 460 amino acids. The transcript has 6 exons.
CGCUGGAGCAGGCCGCCCUCAAGCCGCCGCUGGGCUUGAGCUGGAUACGCAGGCAGAGCGAGACCAGAAGGCCGCUGGCUUUUGCAUCGGGGCUUGCGUCACGGCUGACUGAUUUCGAGCCCCGCGUCGUGGAUUUGCAAUUUCGUCGGCUCGUCGAUCGCGGCACAUCUUCAUCGCCAGCCCUCGAGCGACAGCAAGCAGCGCCCAAGCCAGUUUGCAGAUUGUACCGGCUCGUUGCAGACUCUACCCAGGCCCCCGAUGGCUACUCCACCCGAAACCUCCUCCAACUUCAAGGUCGCCGUCAUCGGCGGCGGGCUCGUUGGCUCCCUCACGGCCGUCUAUCUCGCCCGUCGCGGCUGGAAUGUUGAAGUCUACGAGCUUCGUAAAGAUUUGCGCAACUCGCCACACUAUUCGGGCCGAUCGAUUAACUUGGCUGUCAGCCGCCGCGGACUGGCUGCCCUUGAUGCUGUCGGCCUUGAGGCUGCCAUCAAGCACACCAUCAUCCCGAUGAAGGGCAGAAUGGUGCACACACUCGAUGGAAAGCAGAACUCGCAGCUCUACGGCGUGUUCGGCGAGCACAUCAACUCGAUCGAUCGCAAGGUCAUCAACGAGUACGUCCUCACCGAAGCCGAAAAGUACCCGAACGUCAGGCUGUUCUUCGAGCACGACGUGCGGGCCAUCGACUUUGAGUCCAACCUCGUCGAAUUCGAGGCCAAGGACCGCCAGCGUGUGCAGAUCAAGGCCGAUCUGAUCAUCGGCUGCGACGGCGCCUUCUCCAAAGUCCGGGGACAGAUGAUGAGGAAGACGCUCAUGAACUACUCCCAGGAGUACAUCGAUACGCACUAUGUCGAGCUGCACAUCCCACCCACCCCCAGCGGCGACUACGCUCUCGACCCCAACCACUUGCACAUCUGGCCGCGCAAGUCGUUCAUGCUGAUCGCCCUUCCAAAUCCCGACAAGUCGUUCACUUCGACGCUCUUCAUGCCGCUCGAGUCGUUCAACGUCAUUACCACACCCGAGACCCUCGUGGACUUUUUCCGGACCACCUUCCCCGAUGCCCUGCCGCUGCUGGGACGUGACGGGCUCGUCAAGUCGUUCUUUGAGAACCCCAAGGGCGCGCUGAUCACGGUCAAGUGCCAGCCCUACAACUACCAGCACAAGGCCCUGAUCCUGGGCGACGCAGCCCACGCCAUGGUGCCGUUCUAUGGCCAGGGUAUGAACUGCGGCUUCGAGGACAUCUUGCUGCUCAACGAGAUUCUCGACCGCCAGAUCGGAUCCGAGAAGAACCCGACCCAGGACCAGAUGCUGCACUGUCUGGACGAGUACAGCCGCGCCCGCCAUCCAGAUGCCACGGCCAUCUGCGAUCUGGCCCUGUAUAACUACCAGGAGAUGCGCUCAUCGGUGCUCGAGUGGUCGUAUUUGCUCCGCAAGGCUGUCGAGGGCUGGAUCUACCGCCGCCUGCCGUUCCUGGGCAUUGUCCCGCUGUACACGAUGGUGUCGUUUACACGCAUUCCCUACUCGGAAGCCGUCCGCCGCUGGAAGCGCCAGACACACUGGUUCAACACCAUUGGAUCGACGACCAAGCGUCUCGGGAUAUCCGCGGUGUCGUGGGUGCUUGGCCGAGGCAUCCAGACGGCGUGA